UCAAGGUGUUCAUAACCAACAUCUAUAGGGCCCAUUGUCCACUAACUCAUCGUCACUUUAUUCAUUGAGAUGAUCAAAAUCACCAAUCACCGAUUGUUCCAACAAUUGGGUAGAUUACAUGCGUCAACUAUUUUUUAUUCGCCUCUCCAAGCCCAACAGCCAACAACAGCUCCUUCUCGUGAUUAUAUGACAUUAAGUGAGGUUAAAAGUCUCAAAAGAAGACAUUUCCUAAGAUCAUUCACAACGAUGGAAGCCAAUACGUCGCUGUAUAUACUCCCUAAUAGUCAGCCGAUAGUGACAUUAGAUUGUGACGUCGCCUUUAAUGCCCUGACGAACAACGAGAAGCUGUAUUCUCAUUAUUUGAGCAGAGCAGCCUGGACAGGAAGCCUGAUCGUCUUCGUGCAGACGUCCCCUGAGUCACCCGUGAUUUUUGCUCUACUGCACAAGAUUUUCCUUGGGGAAAAGAUUGGGGAGCUGAAAAGGGCCGCUGCCGAAGCCGGAGUCAGCGAUGAUGAUUUCACUGCCUUCUUGGUGUACACCUGCGGUGUCCUCUCCAACACCGGAAACUACAAGUCCUUCGGUGACUCCAAGAUAAUACCAAACCUUCCAAAAGAUAAAUUCCUCGCGAUAAUCAAGUCCUCCAAGGCCUAUAAAGCGAACUCCCCAGCUAUGGAGAAGAUCUGGAACAGUUGCAGUGAGGGAAUCUACUCUCUCACCGACAAGGUCAAGUCCCUGGGUCUCGGUGACAAUGGAAUCACCACAUAUUUCUCUUCAAACUGCGAUGACACAGACGCAGCUCUGGUUAACGAGUUUAUGCAGGCACACUCCCUCGAGGGCUACAACACACGGUGCUUCAAAACCAUUGAGGACUCCCUCACCGUCUACGACAUAAAGCUCGCUUCCCACCUGGAGAGUGAUGACCCAGCCCUCACCAUUACCGAGAGCCUUUUCAAGAACGUCAAGUUCAAGGUGUCAAGAGGGGACUACAGCAAGCUUCUCCAGAAAACAAAUGAGUAUCUCGAGAAGGCUAGGGAUCACGCAGCCAAUGACACCGAGAAGCAGAUGAUUGAUAAAUACAUCAGUCACUUCAGAACAGGAUCACUAAAUGAUCACAAGGACGGCUCACGAUUCUGGAUAAAGGACAAAGGUCCUGUAGUGGAAACCUACAUUGGCUUCAUUGAGACAUAUCGAGACCCGGCUGGCCAACGCGGGGAGUUCGAGGGUUUCGUAGCAAUGGUGAACAAAGAGACAUCUAAAAAAUUCGCAGACCUAGUAGAGAAAGCCCAGGACUUCCUCCCAGUGCUGCCCUGGAACAAAGAUUUCGAGAAAGACGUUUUUCUGCGUCCAGAUUUUACGUCCCUCGACGUCCUGACAUUCGCGGGCUCGGGUAUUCCCGCAGGCAUCAACAUCCCCAAUUACGACGAGAUAAGGCAGAGCGAGGGAUUCAAGAAUGUCUCCCUUGGGAACGUUAUUCCCGCGAAUAUGAAGCAGGAUGUCAUCCCAUUCUUGUCUGAGGCGGAUCAGGCUCUCCUGAAUCAACACAGGAUCUCCGCAAUGGAGGUCCAAGUAGGCCUUCACGAGCUGCUGGGUCAUGGCAGUGGAAAAUUGCUGAGAAAAACUCCCGAGGGCUUCAACUUCGACGAGAAGACAUUAAAGAAUCCCCUCACCAAUGAGCUGAUUGAUAAGUAUUUCUUGGAGGGAGAGACUUAUGACUCUAAAUUUGGAGCCAUGGGAUCCUCGUACGAAGAGUGUAGGGCUGAGGCUGUGGGUCUGUAUAUGUGCCUGGAGAAGGACAUCCUCAAGAUCUUUGGCCAUGAGGGAAAAACAGCUGAUGAUGUUAUCUAUGUCAAUUGGCUAGCGUUGCUGUGGAACGGAUGUGCCAAGGCCCUUGAGAGCUACAGCCCAGAGAAGAACAAGUGGCUCCAGGCCCAUUCUCAAGCUAGAUAUGUGCUCCUCAGAGUCUGCCUCGAGGCAGCUCAGGGCUUUGUGAAGGUUGAGGAGAUCGAGGAAGGGAAGAACUUGAGGUUCACUAUGAACAGGGAGAAGAUUAAUACUGUGGGAAAGGAGGCAGUUGGAAAAUUUCUGCAGAAACUCCAAAUUUACAAGAGCACUGGAGACUUUGAGAGCGCCAAGACGAUGUAUGAGGCGUACUCUGAGGUGCCUGAGGGUGGAAAACAUCCCUGGAGAAAGUGGAGAGAGAUUGUGCUCGCUCAUAAGCAGCCGAGGAAGAUCUUCGUUCAGGCGAAUUCUUUCAUCGAGAGUGGAGAGGUCAAGUUGAAGAACUAUGAGGCGACCUUUGAAGGGUUCAUUCAGUCCUGGGUGGAGAGGUUCCCCGAGGCUGAGACUGUGGAGAUGAUGCUGCAACUCGCUGAGAAGGAUAGACCGUAUUUUGAGACUAUUUAGAGGUCUAGCUUCCCAAAAGACUACAGGGGAGUUUCUUUCAUUCAAAUUAUUACAUUUUCCUUAGGAGGUAGGGCCAUGCUCCUAUGUACAUUUGUAUUUUUUGAUAUGUUUGAUUUGACGAUAAUUAAUAAAAAUAUUUUGCAGCA
Messenger RNA from Diachasmimorpha longicaudata, 2549 nucleotides. It is a transcript of the gene DppIII, whose product is annotated as dipeptidyl peptidase 3. Gene Ontology annotation, cellular component: cytoplasm. The record is from RefSeq and is a predicted model, not a curated record. Gene Ontology annotation, biological process: proteolysis. The coding region runs from base 70 to 2403 and encodes 777 amino acids. The transcript is spliced from 3 exons. Lineage: Eukaryota; Metazoa; Arthropoda; Insecta; Hymenoptera; Braconidae. Gene Ontology annotation, molecular function: dipeptidyl-peptidase activity; metalloexopeptidase activity.